UGAAGACUUGAACUCACGCCAUGAACAAACCUCGCACUGCCUGGCUGGACGGUCUUCGCGGGCUGGCCGCCGUCAUCGUCGCCUUCAACCAUUUCUUCAUGGGCGGAGUCUUUGACUUUGCCUUCCACUCCUACUGGGCCGACCCCGCCGAAGCCAACCGCCAUUUCAUUCAACUGCCCCCGAUCCGCCUUCUCUUCUCCGCCCACGCGAUGGUGGCGCUCUUUUUUGUCAUCUCCGGCUACGCCUUGAGCAUCAAUCUGCUCCGUCUGCGCGAUGCGCCGUCUUCCUCGCUGACCGCAUCCUCAUCUGUGACGAACCCAACCCUCCUUCGCGGGCUCUCCUCCGCCACCACCCGUCGCAUCUUUCGAAUUUAUUUGCCUGUCUUUCUGGUCGCCAUUCUCUCGCAGCUACUGUUCUUCUGCGGGCUGUAUCACUGGUCAUUUGGUGACGACGUUGUCUGGGGCCGUCGGCCGUGGAUCGCUCCCGUGUUCCACUUCACCUAUCUCCUCCGGUAUCUGCUGGAUAUCGUGAAUAUCAUACAAUUUCACCAUAAUCCCGGACUGAACGGGCAGCUGUGGACGAUGCCGAUUGAGUUCCGGGGUAGUCUGAUGGUGUAUGUGGUUAUCUUGGGGAUGGCCUUUUGGCGCCAGGAGAUGCGCGUCGCCGGGGUGGUGCUGCUGGCGCUGUAUUUUCUGUGGUAUGGGAUCUGGGAUGGAGUGGGUUUUCUCGGAGGGCUGGCGGUUGCGGAGCUGGCUCCGAGGUGGAGUAGUCAAGGGGAUGCGGUGAUUCUGGGGGAGGGAGGGUGGGUUGAGAGUAGAAAGGAAGGAGAUUCUACCUCUCCUGCCACUGGAGGGUGGAAACGAGGAGCCCGGACGCUGAUGACGGGCAUUUGCUUCUUCCUGGGGCUUCAUCUGCUUUGUCUCGGCGAUGACGGUGUGCUCACACCUGGGUACCAGUGGCUGGGGUCGCUGCAGUCCCCCCGGUGGGACGACGACUGGGCUAUCGUGAGCAAAUCCUGGAAGACGGUGGGGUCGGUGUUGGUGGUGUAUGCCAUUGAUCGGGUGGAGGUGUUGCAGAGGGCUCUGGAGAGGCCGAUGCCGCAGUUCCUUGGACGCAUCUCUUUCUCGCUGUAUCUGGUGCAUCAGUCGGUCUAUCAUGUCGCGCGGGAUCCCGUGCGCAAUGGGUUGUGGUGGAUCAUGACGGGGCGUCAAUAUCCGGCCACCGAUGAGAAGGCGCUCGCUGAAGGGGUAGGGGUGUUUGCGACUGUCAUCAUCUCAAACAUUUAUGAAGCAUCAUUGUCGAGUCAUCCGUCCCGCGUAAUUGAGACGUAG
Messenger RNA from Aspergillus saccharolyticus JOP 1030-1, 1331 nucleotides. Its product is annotated as acyltransferase family protein. Gene Ontology annotation, cellular component: membrane. The transcript is spliced from 2 exons. NCBI's taxonomy places the organism in Eukaryota, Fungi, Ascomycota, Eurotiomycetes, Eurotiales, Aspergillaceae. Gene Ontology annotation, biological process: polysaccharide biosynthetic process. Gene Ontology annotation, molecular function: acyltransferase activity, transferring groups other than amino-acyl groups. The record is from RefSeq and is a predicted model, not a curated record. The coding region runs from base 21 to 1331 and encodes 436 amino acids.